UUGCUCCUGUUUACUAUAAAUCGCUGCGGAAAGUCUUGCUGAGUUAGAUGGUGGUGUAUUCAAUGUAGAUCUCGUUGAAAUUGUUCAACGUGCAUUCAAUUCAGGAUAUAAAUCAAUGAGCUACCAUUUGAAGUCAAGUGAUUGUUCUACUUUGCUUGUGAAGAAGCAUUAUUGCAAUUAAAAUAAUAUUUUCGAUUUCCAGUAAAAAGUGGUUGAAAAUAAGUUUCAGAAUAACUGUAGUGCGUCUGCGCAGAAAAAAAUGAAAAGUUUCCAGUAGCGAAGAGAAAAUUAUCUUGGGGAGAGUUGUGUGUAGCUAAUGCAAAAGGAUAAUUUGAUACGGAUUCAAUCGAUCAUUCGUAAAGAGCACGGGAGAGAACUUUUUUGGAGAUGGCAGCAUUGCAAAAAAGGAACGAUACGUAGGAGUUCGUGAAGCACAUAAAAAUCAACCUUAUUGAACGAGGGCAUGGCGGUUGUUUUCAGCAGUGCAAAUUUGUGAUUGGAGGCAGGUUUUAAACUGCAUAAAUAAUAAUUGCACGGUGUAGUGAAUGUCGUAUAAUUUGGACUCAAUCAAUGUAGAAGGGGGCUCAGGCAAGUGCCCCCAAAAUUGACUAUUUGAGGCAUGCCGUAAUGGCAAGGGAGGAGUCUCGAGGAAAGAGGCCUCUUAAAGUCUGGGAUAGUUGGCGCAACGUUCGAAAAGGACUUGUAGUAGGAAGCUUCGAGGAAUUAAUUGUUAGAGGCAAGGAUAAACUAGGAGUACCAGCAUCUGAGCCGGUACGUUUGGUAUUAGAAUGCGAUGGAACGCAGGUGGAAGAUGGCGAGUAUUUUCGAACUCUAGCCAACAACACAGUGCUUUUACUACUACGGCACGGGGAACGCUGGUACCCGACAGGUGUUGACGUUAUUAAAGCUGCCAUAUCAGCGAUACCAAAAAUCGUCUGCGAAACCAUACAUGCCUUGGAGUUGCAGGAUGAAACACCAUCUUGGAAAAUUAUGGAUAACAAGGGACGAGUUACUGUUGUGUUACAUUGGGAUCAACGACAAAGUGGUCAAGCAGGAGGGCAAGGCAGCAUUAGUGGUCUCGGCGGGUGCAGUGGAAGUAGCAGUGUACUAAGUAACGGCCCAACUUCUGAAAAAUAUUCUCCAUCGAAAAAAAGUUUAUCUACUCAAAACUCCAUAGAUAAGGCUUCUGUUUCUAGUCAGCAACGAUAUCCUAGUCCCCAGAUAACGGUGAUCAAUCAUGACGAUCCACAAUCUGCCAUAUAUCAUUCGGCCAGGCGUCUGUCGAAACAGGGCGGAUCUUUCGAUAGUGCCGUGGGCGCUGUACAUAUUCAUACUCUCGAAUGUGCUCAUCAUGCUCACACACCUACAAGAGCGGGUAGUCCUGGUGCUACUGAGUGCGACUUUCAUUGUUGUGCUCUGCACGAGGAAGGAAGAAAAAUUGCAGUCCAUAAGAAUGUUGCUACAUCACCGAUUCAGGACGGCUCAGUCAGUCCGCAGCCCCCUCCGAGUAGCUUGUCGGAUAGCCGCAGGACUUCUACCACAAAAGGACAUGUCCGAUUUCUCGACAUUGGACCCGAGCGAGACAGCUCCGAAAGUGAAACAGAAAAUACAGUUAUGGACGAUGAAACAGUCACAUCUGAAAAAUUUUUGCUACUGAUCGACCAACUGUCGGUCGAUCAGAAACGGCAUCUUAGUAUUAAAGAUAUCGGAAUUAUUCUAGAACGGCUAAGUUCCAAAAUUCUAGACGUAGAAAGAUUGGAUCGUGAAAGCGAAUCCGAUGAUUGUUAUAAUUGGACGAUAAAAGCAACGAUUCGUGGAGAUGCGUUACGAGAAUUAGGUGUUAUAUAUAACGGUAAUUACUAUGCAAUAUCGGAACAUCCUGGAUACAAGGAGGAAAACGAAGAAAACACAGAAGAUGUAGAAGAUGAAGAUGAAGAUCGUUUAUAAAUAGUUUGAAAAUAGGAUAUUUUGUGAAUGUAAAAGGACUAGUUUUAUUCCAAGAAAAGGGUACUUCGACAAAGCACAAAAAGUGUAUGUACGAGCGGUGUGCGUAUCUGAAAACAAAAACAAAAAACAGAAAAAAUAAAGAUUGUUAGGGCAAGUAAUGCCACAAUCAGUGCCAUAUUGAUUCAAUCAACUAAAUGAGAUGGAAAUAGGAUCGGAGAUCGAAUGAUACUCUUGAAUAACACAGAUGCUGCCAAACACAAAAAUAAAAAAAAAAUAUAUUGAAAGUAACCAAAUUAAUUUCUGAAAGUUAUCUAUGAUUGACAUCAAAGUAUAUAAAACUUUAAAAAAGAAACGCACAUCAUUGUAAUCAUUACAUAAAAUGAAGCAAUUAAUAAAACUCAAUCUAACGCAAUUGAUAAUGAGGCACCUGUAUCGGCAUACCAAACAAAUAUAAGCACCGUUAACUACGUCGAGAAUCACCUGAAUCGAAAAUUCAUGUAUCCCUUAAAAAUGGGCAAAAUUUUAAAAAAAGACAAGAGAAUAAAUGCAUCUCCCUAGACACCGCAAAUGUCUAGAUUCAUGAUAGAGUUAGUAGAUAAAACAAACUGUGGGAUACGAUUGCCCGGAAUUUCAAUAAAAAGCCAAUCUUAUUUUCAAUAACUCUAGUGAAAUAGUAAUAUUAUAACUAUUGGACUAAUAUUACCUAUGAAAAAGAUACAAAACAAAAAAAAACUUGAAUAUGCAGUCGUAUCGCCAACACUAGAUCAUAAUUAAAACUAAUAAUAUAUAUUAUAUUAUUAAAAUGUAUUAAA
This is a messenger RNA of Uranotaenia lowii, 2759 nucleotides long. RefSeq lists its product as uncharacterized. The coding region runs from base 628 to 1947 and encodes 439 amino acids. The transcript has 4 exons. Gene Ontology annotation, biological process: regulation of apoptotic process; apoptotic process. NCBI's taxonomy places the organism in Eukaryota, Metazoa, Arthropoda, Insecta, Diptera, Culicidae. The record is from RefSeq and is a predicted model, not a curated record.